This is a messenger RNA of Linum tenue, 1609 nucleotides long. The record is from the annotation of a GenBank genome assembly. Lineage: Eukaryota; Viridiplantae; Streptophyta; Magnoliopsida; Malpighiales; Linaceae.
AACGUCGCCUUGUGGUUGUGGUAAUCCCCUCCGUAAACCCACCUUCACUCCCGCGCGCCAAUCCACCUCCGCCGCCACUGCCCUGAGCUCCCAAAGCCCCUCUCUUUUCUCCUGUCGCCGGCGAAAAGAUGGACGUAGACAUGGAUGAACGGCAGAUUCAAGCUCGUUUCGUCACAAAAUUGAACCCGCCAUUUAAAGCUCCACCGUCAGCCAUUACCAUCCCGGCUACCGUCACUCGUCUCGGCCUCUCUACUAUCGUCAACAGCCUCCUUAAAGCUGGUGAUCCUGAAUGGGAGACUCAGCCCUUUGAUUUUCUGAUUGAUGGGGAGCUUGUUCGUAUGUCGCUCGACCGAUUUCUUCUUGCUAAGGGCAUUUCUGCUGAGAAGACAUUGGAAAUUGAAUAUAUCAAGGCUGUUGUUCCUAGGAAAGAGGAGGAGCCUUCACUGCAUGAUGACUGGGUCAGUGCUGUCGAUGGUUCAUGUUCUCGGUUCAUCUUGACUGGAUGCUACGAUGGUUUUGGAAGGGUGUGGAAAGGUGCUGGAGUGUGUAGCCAUAUACUUGAAGGGCACACUGAUGUAAUUACCUCCGUCAGUAUCAUUAACCCACUAGGUAUAAUCAAUCACCUGCUUUAUUCUACUACUGCCUCAAAAGAUCAAACUCUUAGACUCUGGAAGAUGGAUUCCGAAGAAGGUGUUGAUGAUGUUCCUGCCAAGAUUAGGCCAUUCAAGAUUUUGCGUGGUCAUAGUGCAUCUGUAGGGAGUGUUGCAGUUGAUUUGUGUACGAAACAGAUCUGCUCAGGUUCUUGGGAUUGCAGGGUUAACUUGUGGCAGACAGAUGUAUCCUCUGCAGAAGGUGAUUCAGUAUCAAUUAAGAAGAGAAAAACUAAAAAUGGAACUGAAGAACCACAGUUGGAGUGCUUUCAGGGUGCUCCGGUUUCGACGCUAGUGGGUCACACACAACAAGUAUCCUCACUCGUGUGGCCAGAGCUUGAUACAAUUUAUUCUGCAUCAUGGGAUCAUACUAUAAGAAGAUGGGAUGCUGAGACAGGAAAAGAUGUGUCGAGCAUUAUCUGUGGAAGACCCUUCAAUUGCCUUAGUGUAGGAGGUGAAGGUUCAACUCUUGUAGCUGCUGGUGGAUCCACUCCCAUACUUAGGAUAUGGGAUCCACGAAAGCCAGGAACAUCUGCCCCUGUGUACCAGUUUUCUUCCCACACUUCUUGGAUAUCAGCAUGUCAAUGGCACAGUAAAUCUUGGUUCCACCUACUAUCUGCAUCCUAUGAUGGGAAAGUCAUGUUGUGGGAUCUCAGAACCGCGUGGCCUGUUUCUGUUAUUGAGUCGCAUGAAGACAAGGUGCUAUGUGCUGAUUGGUGGAAAGAGGACUGUGUGAUCAGCGGCGGCAGAGACUCGAAGCUUCGGAUUUCUUCGGGAGUUCCCGUGCUUUGAGAGGGGGCUCAGGAGAAAAGUCUCCGGUUUUCUGAAAUCUAGAGAAGCUAAAAGCCAACUGUACCAUAGGCAUGGAGAAGCCUUUGUGAUAGAUAUCUCAGUUUUGGUUUGUGGUUAAAUUUGUAUGCAACAGUCUCUCGUGCUUUUUGAAGGGAGUCCUGGGUAAU